AUGGGGCGCUCUGGGCGCCAGUUCCGAGCCCUGCUCUGGAAGAAUUGGCUCUGCAGACUCAGGCAACCGGUCCUUUCCCUUGCUGAAUUCUUCUGGCCAUGUAUCCUGUUCAUGAUUCUGACAGUACUUCGUCUUCAAGAACCUCCCAGACACACAGACAAUUGUUACUUGCAACCCCGGGAUCUGCCUAGCCGGGGUGUUCUUCCCUUUGUCCAAGGCCUUCUUUGUAACACCGGGUCCAGGUGCAGAAACAUCAGCUAUGGAGGGUUGAUGGAGCACCAUCUUCGGUAAGAGAAACACAAACAUCCUUUCCAGAAUUCCCAGAAACCUGAUGCAUAGAACAGGCAUCAUGCUUUUCGUAAAGCCUCAAUAAUUUGGGACAGGUUAGAGAACAUAGAAAGUAUGGAAUUUAGAAAAAAGAACAUAAAAUCAGUUUAUUAUUACAGGGGAAACUCAUCAGAUUCUUCUUAUGGUUCCAGUUUUUUAACGAUGGAUCUCAAUAAGACCGAGGAGGUAAUAUUAAAAUUGGAAAGGCUCCACCAGCAGCCUCACGUCUGGGAUUUUCUGCUUUUACUGCCGAGACUACACGCAGACGACGUCCACGCGGAGGACGGCGUGCGUGCUACGGUGCACUUGCUCCAGACGGUUUCGAAUUUCUUAACAUCCCUAGAAGAUUUAGAUUGGCUGCAACUCAAUCAAACUUUCUCUCAUGUUUCUGAAAUGGCACUGAAUGUGACCAUUUCUACACUGAUAUUUCUGGAGCAACAUGGAGUAGCAAUUCCCACAGACAGCUCAUUAGAGAGGAUGGUGUGUUCAGCGUUGUCCAGCACAUUGGAGGAUGAUGCUGAGAGAGAGGGCCACCGUGGAGACUGUCACCCUAACUGGUCAGAAGCUAAACACUAUCUCGUCCGUGCGGUCAGCUGGCCGCGAGUCUACAAACAGGUGUUUAAUCAGUGGCAACAGGGUAGCCUGUUUCAGAAGAUACUCACAGGCAUGGUCCACAGUCUGGAGGCUCUCAGGGGCCGGCUUGAAGAAGAGGGCAAGCCGUGGAAGGUGGUGGAAGCUUUGCACACUGGGCUGCUCCUCUUGAACGAUAGCUUGGCAGUGGAUGGCCCGAGAGACAAUCUUACAUCUCCAAAGAUAUUACGGCAUCUGCAGAAAUUGCAGAGCGUGCUGCAAAACCUGCCCCCGUGGCCGGCUCUGAAGAGAUUGCUUCAGCUUGAUGGAGCUCUCAGGAAUUCAGUAGCCCAGAAUUUACAUUUUGUCCAAGAAAUCCUCAUUCGCCUGGAGACAUUAGCUAAUGAUUUUAAAUGGGUUGGACUUGACCAAUUGAAACUGGAAAAGGAUGUGUUCUUUUGGGAGUUAAAGCAGAUAUUGAUGAAGAAUGUUACUACUCUCUGCCCUGAUGAAUACUUGUCUGAGAAGGAGACCCUCCGACCCCCUGGAAACUCCAGCAUCUGGGGUGGCCUCCAGGGACUGUUAUGCCAUCAUAAUUCCUCCAAUGAGACCAGUGUUUUCAGCAAACUAUUUGGUUCAGUAGAGGAUGCUGAUCAUAUUUUGCAAGAGGUCAUUACUGGGUACAAAAAUAUGCCAGUUUUAAUACCUGAAGGAUAUUUGGACUGGCAGGAACUUGAGACACAGCUGUCAGAAGCAAGCUUCUCCUGUACUCAGCUUUUCCGGUUGCUAGGAGCUGAAGCCUUACCUGGGAGUGAUGUCUUUUCUGGUAGCUGUAAGCACCAGCUUGUCUCCACAGUUAUAUUUCAUACACUUGAAAAAGCACAAUUUUCCCUGGAACAAACAUAUUACUGGAAAGCCUUCGCAGACUUUAUCAGGAAGACUUGUGAGGUGGCUUGGUAUGUGAAUAUGCAAGAGACUUUCCAGAACAGUCUGUCUGCUUUCUCUGAGGAAUAUCCUUGUUAUGAAGAAAACAUGGAUUGGACAAUCAUCAGUGAUAAUUAUGUUGCAUUUUUAAAUAACUUACUCAAGUCUCCAAUAGCUUCCAUAUCCAGGGCCUUAAAUUUCACAAAGCACCUUCUAAGGAUGGAAAAGAAAUUGCAUACCUUUGAGGAUGAACAGAUAAACUUUCUUUUAUCAUUUGUGGAAUUUUUGGAGAAAUUACUAUGGCCUAAUCCUUUUGACUCAUCCAGUGUUCCCAAAUUCCAUAACCUCCCAUUUCUCACUGAGGAUAUUAUGAAUACAAGUAUUUUGUGGAUAAAUCAUUUAAAAAGUUUAGAGAGAGACCCAUCUGCCAUUGAUUCUCAGAAACUUUUGGAAUUUAGCAAAGAAGUGAUUGAAAAAAUGAAAACUCUUGAAAGUCACUGGAAAAGAAAGGAAUCAAGAAAUAUUUCGAGAUUCAUGGAGUUAAUCCUUUUUGAAAUUAAUCCCAAGUUAUUAGAAUUAUGGCUAUAUGGAAUUUCAGAAGGAGAAAGAGCUAAAUUGAAAAACUUCUCUGAAAUUUUAAAUUUUUCUACUCCUAAAGAUGAGAUUAUUAGUAAAAAUUUUAACUUUUCCCACAUGUUCCAUUCAAAUUGGCCUAUAUCACCAGCUAUGAACAUGGAUUUUGUACAUUUAAGUGAAACUAUAGUAAAUAGUCUCUAUGAAUUUGGGUUUCUGAGGCAGGAACAAGUCUCAGAAGCUCUGGACACAGUCUAUGCUAUAAGGAAUGUAUCUGACCUUUUCUCAGCUCUUCCUGAACCUCAAAAACAAGAAGCUGCUAAAAUUUUGACUCAUAUCUACUUAAAUGUCUUCAAAGACAAGGAUUCAGCUUUAUUUCUGCAAAUGUAUUCUUCAGUUUACCAAUAUAUUUAUGAAUUCUUGAGCAUUCAGAAUAGAGGGUCUUUGCUAACUUUCCUUACACAAGUUUCAAAACGUAUUUUGGAUAUCGUAAAGCAAUUUCAUUUCCAAAACAUUGGUAAAGCAUUUGCAUUUUUAUCUGAGACAGCAGAGUUUCUUGGGGGAAUUUCUAACAUAUCUUAUUGUCAGCAAUCGCUUUCAAUUUUUAACUUUUUGGAGCUUCAAGCCCAAUCCCUAAUGUCUACAGAGGACCAAGAAUUGGAAAUGAUCCAUGCUACUUUGACAGGCCUCAAACAGCUGUUCACAGUAGAUGAAGAUUUUCGCAUUUCUUUAUUUCAAUGUAUCAGCCAGCUAUUCAAUGGUUCAAUAGAAGCCCUGUUGGAUAACAAAUGCUUUGUUUUGGAUAGUAAACACAUUUCUUCUGUGAAUUAUUCAACAGAUGAGGGGUCUUCAUUUACUCUUCCAUGGGCACAAAUUUUUUCAAACCUCUCAGCAAAUGUCAGUGUUUUCGAUGAGUUUAUGGCUGUUCACUGUACUGUUUCAUGGCUUCAAGUGUGGAGUGAAAUCUGCGGAAGCAUAUCUCAAAUAUUUAAGUUUGACAUGAAUCUUUUUACUUCUCUUCAUGUUGGUCUCACUCAGCUUUUGAAUGAAUUUGAAAAUGCUGUGAAAAUUUCUAAAAGCUGCCAGGGAAUAUUUGCUACUCAUCAUGUUGCCAGACUCAUAUUAAAUUUGUUAAAAAAUGUAACUCAAACUGAUGACUACCAUGAUUGGGAUGAUUUCCUGGAUCUCAGGGAUCUUUUGGUAGCAUUAGGUAAUGCAUUAGUUACAGUAAAAUCACUUAACCUGGACCAGGUGGAGAAAUCCCUUUUCACCAUGGAAACUGCCCUGCAUCAGCUGAAGACAUUUCCAUUAAACGCAGGUACAAGCAGAGAGUUUUUAUAUUCUCUGCUUGAAGUUUUCAUUGAGUUCAGCCAUACCUCAGAAUAUAUAGGUAGAAAUGUAGAUUUGAUAAAUCAAUCUCUUUCAAAUAAUUUCACAAUUUAUGGAGUACAAUUUGAGAGUGUCAUCACUGAGCUAAGAGAAACAAUAUUAUUUCUUAGAAAUGUGUCGCAUGAUCGAGAUUUAUUGUCCUGCAUUGAUAUUUUCCAAAAUGUUACUGACUUGAUUUUAGAAAAUGGCUUAUUGCAUAUAAAUACCUCACAGAGGACGUUUCAUAUUCUGACCAUGUUAAAUUCCACAUUUUCCUCUGAGAACACAAUUAGCAGAUUGAAAGGAUGCACUGCAUGGGUAGACAUCAUAAACCAUCUCUAUGUGAUGUAUAACUCAAGUUUUUCACGAGGCCAUCUUCGAAGUAUUUUAGGGAGUUUCAGAGAUAAGGAAAAAAUGAACUCCAUAUUGAAAAUUGUAACUUCAAUGUUAAAUGUAAAGGGACCUCUUUGUUCCUUGAAUGAGUCAAAUACAAAUUGUGUCAAUAUUUACCUGAAAGAUGUAACUGACUUCCUAAAUAUUAUAUUUACCACAGUCUUUGAGGAAGAGAAGGUACCAAAAUUUGAGAUUUUAUUAGCUCUUUUAAAUCAUUCCACAAUGCAAGUAAAGAUGAUUAUCAACAACUUAACAAGAGAUUUUGAUAUUGUAUCUCAAUCCAACUGGAAACAUUUUACUGAAUUAAUUCUAAGACCCACAGAAAUGUCAGAUGACAUUUCUAACCAGUUUCAAAAUAUUUGGCUGCAUUUAGUAGAACUGGGGAAGGAAUUUCAGAAAUUUAUGAAAGAUAUUUCCUCUAACAUCCUGGAAAAUAAUUCUUCUUCUAAAACUGAAAAGUUUUUUAGUAUAGUUGCCACCAGUCCAAAGGAAAAGUAUGUAAGGAAUUUGGGCAAUUCCAUUUAUCAUUUAGCUAGUUACUUUGCCCUCAACUUAUCUCAGGAUCGCCAAAAUUCAUCAAAAGUAAUUUCACGUGACACAAGGAAAGGUGUGGGUCUUGGUAUUCAACUGAUGAGGGAUGUGUUCAACUCCUUAAUGCCUGUAGUUCAUUACAAUAUUCCACAAAAUACAAGCCAUAUUCAAGUUUUGAAGAGGGUAACUUCUCUCAUGCGUACUCUCAAGAAGGCAGACAUAGACCUGUUCGUAGAUCAGCUUGAACAAAUGAGUGCAAACCUAGUGGAUUUCUUCAAGAACAUCAGCAGGGUAGGAACUGGAAAUUUAGGGGCCAACUUGUUUGUUGGCUUGAUGGAAAAGUUUGUAGAGAGUUCACAUUCUUGGAAUGUAAAUCAUCUACUGCGGCUCUCACGCCUGUUUCCUGAAGAUGUUGUGGAUGCCGUGGUGGAUGUGUACCACACGCUUCCUCGUGCCGUAAGGCUCCUGCAGAGGGUGGUUGAUAAAAAUAUCACUGAGGGCCUCAAGGAUGUCUAUAACUUCAUGCUCCUUCAUGGCAUAAGCAUUUCAAACAUCACCAAAGAAGACUUUGCUGUUGCGAUAAAAACCCUUUUGGAUACAAUUGAAUUAAUGUCAGAUAAACCAGAUAUUGUUUCAGAGGUUUUGACUUGCCUUCCUGUGAUUUGGUGCUGGAAUCAUACAGCUUCUGGAUUUCAGCAGAAUCCAAUGUUAGAAGCAUGUGAUGUCCAAGGGCCUUCUUCUCUUUAUAGCAAAGUGGCCAGUGUACUUGACCACCUUCACCUGUCUCACCAAGGUGACGAUUCACAGUGUUCAGAUGAAAGCUCCCGAGUGGAAAUAACUAGGAAAGUGGUCUGUGCAAUUCAUGAAUUAGUGGAGUGGAAUUCCAUUCUUCUAAAUCUGUCUGAAACUUCACUUAUGAAAACUGUGCAAGAAUUUUGGGACAAAGUAUUACCAUUUGUCCCACCUUCUGAAAAUAACAGCAUCUCUGAACUUUGUCCUGGUAGUCCCAUAAAGCAAGUUGCUUUGGAAAUCACAGAAAAACUAAAAAUUGUCAACUUUACAAAAAUUACAUCAGGUGAAAACAUUCUUGACAAACUAGCUAGUUUGAACAAAAUUCUUAACAUUAAUGAAGGGACAGAGCCACCUGUUCAAAAUAAUAUUUCCUUGAAUUUGGAAAAUAUAAUAAAAUUGAUUUCUGAGGAUUGGAGUCUAGAAAAUAGUACGCAUUACUUACUCUCUUCGUUCAUGAUGCUUCUGAAUGCAAAUCUUACAGGUAGGAGUUCAGAAGCAUUAUCAAGUUUUAUUGAAAAAAGUGAAGCAAUUUACAACUUUGAAGAACUGAGGCUUGAGUUUGAACAAACUGUGAAACACCCGAAAGACUUAACCCAUGACUUCAGUGUCAGGCACCUGUUCUCUGAAAUGAACAAAGAAAUCCAAAGUAUAAAUUCGGUGGCUCUUCAAAACAUAACUUUGCAACUUGCCCAUUUUCUGAAAAUCUUGGAUUCAUCAUCAAUAAAAACAUUAGAAAUAAUUGAAGAUUUUCUAUUAGUCACAAAAAACUGGCUUCAUGAAUAUGCAAAUGAAGAUUACUCCAGAAUAAUACAAACAUUAUUUAUUCUUAUGGCUAAUAAGAGUUCAACUGACGACAUAGCUUUGUGGACUAAAGAUAUUAUUACCUUUUUCAGCUCCCUAAAAAACAUUUCUAGAGAAGGUAAUUUUGAUGUUGCCUUUCUUACUGAUCUGCUAAAUCAAGAACAGCUAACUAAUUUCUCAGUUGUUCAGUUGCUUUUUGAAAGCCUUCUAACUAAUUCAAUCAAUAACUUCGCUGGGAGUUCUCAAGAAGCAGCUACAAAUUUAAGUGAUCCUGACCUUCAAAUAGUGAAUUUCAUUAACCUUGCCUUGGACCAUAUACAGUCAGAAGCUGGUGGGAAAAUAGUUCUCCCUCCAAGAAGCAUGGUGGAUUUCAUAGAACAGCUUUUGAAAACAUUCUUCUCCCUUUUACUAAAGGAAAAUUCCAAGAACAAAAUAUCUCUUCUGCUAAAAGAUUUCCACAAAGACAUUCUUGCAGAGAUAAGUUUUGUUCCAAAAGAUAAAAUUCUAGAAACUCUGAAACUGGAUCAAUUUCUUACCUUGAUGAAAGAAAACAGAUUGAAGAGCAUUUUCUCAAGUUUAAAGGAGACUGUAUAUUAUAUAAUCAAAAGCUUAUUUGUAUCGGACAAUGGAGAUUUUGAUAGUCAUCAGGGACUAGAGUUCAUGCAGGAUUUAGUUAACACCCUUCCAAGGGAAACCUCCAUGAAAAAUAAGGCUGAAAAUAAUUUGGACUUUUUCACAGUGGUGUUUUAGUUGCUUUUUCAUGAGAAUAGUUCUGAGGACCUCUUCGAACUCAAUCAAGACGUUAGGUCAGCUCUUCAUCUUGUGAGCGAAUGUUCCACAGAGGUGGCAAACCUUGUGGCUACUCCUUUCAACUCUCCUAAUAAGGACUUCCAUACCUUGUAUCCUAUACCCCAAAAAGUUAUGCUUGGAUCUGAUUUGUUUUUCUUUAUAAUUAAUUCAUUUCCUCUAAGAAACAGAGCAAUGUUAGAAGUUACUAAAAGAAUACCCGGUGUUAUUUCAAGAGCUGGUGAAGAAAGUCAUGCCCUGGAACCCCUUUUAGAAAUGUCUAGGACUCCGGUCAUGCUGUUGAAUGACAGUGCUGACCUGAGGGAUCUUGCCACAUCAGUGGACUCCACUGUGAAACUUCUUAAGCUGACCAAGAAAGUUUCGGAGAAGAUCGCCAUAAUUUUUAAAACUGAUUUCAUCUCCAACACCAAGGAUGCUAUGAAAUUCUUUGAUACUCUCUAUUCCAUCAUGCAUCAAAGUGUUCAACCCCUUGUGAAGGCAAUAUUAAUAGUUACUUGGAAAGAAGUAGAUGAUUUGGUAUUUGAAAAGAUAAAUGCUUUGUUGACACCAUUUCUUGACUUGGCCUUUGGAAGGAUUGGAGUCAAACCUUAUAUAUCAGAGGACUCUGAUGUUUUCAAUAUGUCAUCUAACAUACUCUCAUAUGUGAACCAAUCUAAGGACUUUUCUGAUAUUUUGUAAGAAAUUGCUGAAUUUUUAACAUCCAUGAAAAUCAAUUUGGGAAAUGUGGAACAUCUUGUGGUAGCAUUUAAUAAUGGGUCCUAUAUAUUUUCUAUGGAUUAUGUCAACUUAUGGGAAGAAAUUCUAGAUUGCUUAGUUCCUAUAAAUAACAUCGCCAAUCAAAUGGACUUCUUACAUUCCAAUCCAACUUCCAGAAAUAGUUGCCCUCAAGAUAUAAGAUGGGAAAUAAUUCAUGAAGUGAUCCUUUUUUUGGAUAAAAUGUUAUCACGAAACAGCACAGAAAUAGGGUCUUACUUGAAAAAGGUGAUUGAUCUCAUCUUAGAACCUCUUUGGAAUGGCUUAAAGAAGAAUAAUUGGGAAGUUUUUAAUCUGUUGACAUUUACUCAGCAUCCAAAUAAUCUUUUGAAAAUGAUAGAAACAGUUGUAGAGGCCUCCAGUGGAAUUAAAAGUGGCUAUGGAGGUGAUUUGAGUAAAGUUUUAUUUUUUGACACAUCUUUGAUUCAGAAUAUAGCUCAUCAUCAACUUGAAAAAGCAAUCCAGAUUGUUUUAAGUAGACUAGUUCUCUGGAGGAAAGGGCUUCUGCCAAACAACUCUCAGUGGAUAAAUUCCAUGAGAACUUUGUUUCAGCCAGUUUUUGAGAUUUUUAUUUAUGCAACCACUGGAAAGAAUGUCAUGUCAGAAAAAGAAGACAAGACCAAGGAAGAGAUGAUUGAUUUUCUUUAUAGCUUCAAACCAUUAUCAUGUUUCAGAAAAUACCUGAGGGGAUUAUUUGUAUUAACUAAAUACUGGCAAAAAAUCCCACUGACAGACCAAAGUGUUGUUGAGAUGUGUCAAAUUUCCUGGCAUCCUGUGAAGCCUCCAGCAGCCAUCGAGAUGCUGCAGAAAGUGAAGAUGAUGGUUUUGCGUGUGCUCAUCAUCUUUGCAGAAAACCCUUCCUUGAUCAAGGACAUUUUGUGUGCCACUCUGAGUUGCAAGCAAGGUGGGAUAAGCCAUCUCAUCUCCUCUGCUAUACAAGCGGUCACUUUGGUGCACGACCACUAUCAGGAAAUUGAAACGAUAUGGUCCUCACUCAAUCAACAAAAUUGUGAAAGUCUUAGCAGGAAUCUCUCUAGCGCCUUGGAAAACUUCAAAAGCAGCUUGGAAAAUGCCACCAACCAGGACUGCACAUGCCAGCCCGGGCUGGAAACCCUGCAGCAGCGCAUGCACACGUUGGCCAAAAGCCUCGAGGAUUCUUGGUCGUCAGGGAAUCCCAUUAUGACUUUUCUUAGCAAUUUCAUAGUCACCAAGGAUGUGAAAGUAAAGGAUUUGAUGAAGAACAUCACCAAGUUGACUGAGGAGCUUCGAUCUUCCAUUAACAUCUCAGAUGAAACUAUCCACAGUAUUUUGGAAGCAAACGUUUCCCACUCCAAGGUUCUCGCUAGUGCCCUCACCCUCGCUCUGUCUGGAAAGUGUGAUCAGGAAAUCCUUCGUCUCCUGCUGACAUUUCCUGAGGAUGAGAAAUCUUGGCUCGCAACAAAGGAGCUCUGUGGUCUGCCGGGGUCAAAAGUGUUUCCUCUGAUUGUGUUGAUGAGUCGAAACCUGAACUUGCGGACUUUCAUUUACAAGACUCUGAUACCUUCUGAAGCAAAUGGUUUGCUCGACUCCCUGUUGGAUGUAGUUUCCAGCCUCAGCUUGCUGCUUGCCAAAGGCCAGCACGUCUUUGAAUACCUUCCCGAGUUCAUUCACACAUUUAAACUCACUGCCUUGCUGGAUAUGCCGGACUUUCAACAGGUUUCACAAAAUGUCCAGGCCAGAAGUUCAGCCUUUGGUUCUUUCCAGUCUGUGUUAAAGAUGAUUUGCAAGGACCACACGUCAUUCCUCAGCAAUUCUAACAUGUUCAUUAAUUUGCCCAGAGUUAAUGAACUCCUGGAAGAUGACAAAGAAAAAUUUAAUAUUCCUGAAGAUUCAACACCGUUUUGCUUAAAGCUUUAUCAGGAAAUUCUGCAGUCUCCAAAUGGUGCUUUGGUGUGGUCCUUCCUGAAACCUGUAUUACAUGGAAAAAUACUGUACACACCAAACACUCCAGAGAUUAACAAUGUCAUUCAAAAGGCUAAUUACACUUUUCAUUUUGUGGACAAACUAAAAACUUUAUCAGAAACACUGCUGAAACUGUUCAGUCUUUUCCAGAGAAGUGGAAACAGGCAAAUGUUUAACCACCUGCAGGAAGCCCUGAGAAACAAAUUUAUAAGAAACUUUGUAAAAAGCCAGCUGCACAUUGACGUAGACAAACUUACUGAAAAACUCCAGACAUACGGAGGGAUGCUGGAUACGAUGUUCAACCACGCGUGGGCUGGGCGCUUCCACUUCUUGGGCAGCAUCUUGGUCAAUCUCUCUUCCUGUGUGGCCUUGGACCGUUUCCAGGCUGUGGAGUCUGUUGACAUCCUGGAGACUAAAGCACAGGAGCUCAUGCAGCAGAACAACUUCUUGGCCAGUGUCAUAUUCAACAGUUCCUUAUUAGGCAAGAACUUCAGAUCACAGAGCCUCAAACUGCCACCCCAUGUCACAUACACAAUUCGGACCAGUGUCUUAUACAGCAUGAGGACAGACGUGGUAAAAAACCCUUCUUGGAAGUUCCAUCCUCAGAGUCUACCGGCCGAUGGGUUCAAAUAUAACUACAUCUUUGUCCCACUGCAAGACAUGAUCGAAAGAGCUAUCAUUUCGGUGCAGACCGGGCAGGAAGCUCCGGAACCCGCAGCGCAGACGCAGGCGAUGCCCUACCCCUGCCACACCAGCGACCUAUUCCUGAACAACAUUGGUUUCUUUUUUCCACUGAUAAUGAUGCUGACUUGGAUGGUGUCUGUAGCCAGUAUGGUCCGAAAGCUGGUUUAUGAGCGGGAGAUCCAGAUAGAAGAGUACAUGCAGAUGAUGGGCGUGCACCCAGCGAUCAAUUUCCUGGCCUGGUUUCUGGAGAACAUGGCUGUGCUGACCAUAAGCAGUGCCGCUCUGGCCACCAUUCUGAAAAUAAGUGGCAUCUUUGCGCAUAGCAACGCCUUUAUUAUCUUCCUCUUUCUCUUGGAUUUUGGGGUGUCGAUUGUCAUGCUGAGUUACUUCUUGAGUGCAUUUUUCAGCCAAGCCAACACAGCAGCCCUUUGUACCAGCCUGGCGUACAUGAUCAGCUUUCUGCCCUACAUAGUUCUGUUGGUCCUACAUAACCAACUGAGUUUUGUCGUUCAGACAUUUCUGUGUUUCCUCUCAACAACUGCCUUUGGACAAGGAGUAUUUUUCAUUACAUUCUUGGAAGGACAAGAGGCAGGGAUUCAGUGGAAUAAUAUGUACCAGGCUCCAGAACAAGGGGGCAUGACAUUUGGCUGGGUUUGCUGGAUGAUUCUGUUUGAUUCAAGCCUUUAUUUUUUGUGUGGAUGGUACUUCAGUAACUUGAUUCCUGGAACUUUCGGUUUAAGGAAGCCAUGGUAUUUCCCCUUUACCGCCUCGUACUGGAAGAACAUGAGUGGCUUGCUGGAGAAAAGUCGGAAUUUUCUAAGUUCUGGACUGUUUCUCUUCAAUGAGAACUUUGGGAACAAAGGGUCAUCGCUGCCAAACAGGGAAGGAGAGCUUGAAGGAGGUUCCCUGGGAGUCGCCCUGGUGUCCGUGACCAAGGAAUACGAGGGCCACAAGGCGGCAGUCCAGGACGUCACCCUCACCUUCCACAGAGACCAGAUCACCGCCCUGCUGGGGACCAACGGAGCUGGGAAAACCACCAUCAUAUCCAUGUUGACGGGGCUCUGCCCUCCCACUUCUGGAACCAUCACCAUCAAUGGCAAGAACCUGCAGACAGACCUGUCCAGGGUCAGAAGGGAGCUAGGGGUGUGUCCACAGCAGGACAUCCUGUUGGACAACCUCACCGUCCGGGAACAUCUACUACUCUUCGCUUCCGUAAAGGCGCCUCAAUGGACCAAGAAGGAGCUGCACCAGCAAGUCAAUAAAACUCUGCAGGACGUGGGGUUGACCCGGCACCAGCACAAACAGGCGCGGACGCUGUCCGGAGGCAUGAAGAGGAAGCUGUCCGUGGGCAUCGCUUUCAUGGGCACGUCGAGGACCGUGGUUCUGGAUGAACCCACCAGUGGGGUGGACCCUUGCUCCCGUUGCAGCCUCUGGGACAUUCUGCUCAAGUACCGAGAAGGUCGCACGAUCAUCUUCACCACUCACCACCUGGAUGAAGCUGAAGUGCUCAGUGACCACGUGGCGGUUCUCCAGCAGGGCCGGCUCAGGUGCUACGGUCCCCCAUCCUGCCUGAAGGAGGUGUAUGGCCAGGGGCUCAGCCUGACACUCACAAAGCAACCUUCUGUUCUGGAGGCCCAUGAUCCAAAGUACGUGGCUUGUGUUACGUCUCUGAUACAGAUCUAUAUUCCACAAGCAUUUCUCAAAGACAGCAGUGGGGGUGAGCUGACCUACCACAUUCCCAAGGACGCGGACAAGACUUGCUUCAAAGGGCUCUUCCAGGCCCUGGAUCACAACCUCCAUCAUCUGCACCUGACGGGCUACGGGAUCUCAGACACCACCUUAGAAGAGGUGUUUUUGAUGAUUUUGCAAGAUUCCAACAAGAAAUCUCACAUUGCCCCUGGGACCAAGUUAGAGCUGCAGAACCAGGGGCCCACAGGACGUCAUCCUGGAGGCUGUGACUUUCGAGCCAGGCCCCCGCCCAUGCGCGGCCGCCGGCUGCUCCGCGCACAGAUGGCCGCGCUCCUGGUGACCCGGCUGCGCCACACGCGCCGCGCCUGGAAAAGCAGCCUCUGGCGCCUGCUGCUGCCCGUCCUCUUCGUGGCCCUGGCGAUGGGCUUGUUCAUGGUGAGGCCCCUGGCCACCCGCUACCCUCCCCUCAGACUGACACCUGGCCAUUACCAGCGGGCCGAAACUUACUUUUUCAGCAGUGAGAGCGAUGACGUGGACCUCACCCAUGUGCUUCUGCAGAAAUUUAGGGAUCAAGAUCUGCUCUGUGACGAUUUAAACACAGAUCUGAAGAAUUCUUCGUGCUGGCACACGGAUCCUUUUUCUCACCUGGAAUUCCAGGAUUCCUGUGGCUGCCUGAAGUGUCCAAAUAGAAGUGCCAGGGCGCCCUACCUGACCAGCCGCCUGGGCCACACGCUGUUGAACCUCUCAGGCUUGGACGUGGAGGAGUUCUUGCUGCUGCCCUCUGAGAAACCAAGGCUUGGAGGUUGGUCUUUUGGAGUGCGAAUCCCCAGUGAAGCUCGAGAUGCGAAUGCAAACAUAUCAAAUCCCAAACCUCUGGCAAAGGUGUGGUAUAAUCAGAAGGCUUUUCAUGCCCUACCUUCCUACUUAAAUCAUCUAAACAACCUGAUUUUGUGGCAGCACUUACCCCCUGCCGUGGACUGGAGACAAUACGGAAUAACACUCUAUAGCCAUCCGUACGGAGGGGCCUUGCUGAACGAGGACAAGAUCCUGGAGAGCAUCCGCCAGUGUGGUGUCGCCCUCUGCAUUGUGCUGGGAUUCUCCAUCCUGUCUGCAGCGAUCGGUAGCUCCGUGGUGAGGGACAGGGUGACCGGAGCCAAAAGGCUGCAGCACAUAAGUGGCCUUGGCCACAGGACGUACUGGUUCACUCACUUCCUCUAUGACAUGCUCUUUUACUUGGUUUCCGUCUGCCUGUGUGUCGCCGUUAUUGCCGCCUUCCAGUUAACAGCUUUUACUUUCCGUGAGAACUUGGCAGCCACAGCCCUCCUGCUGGGACUUUUCGGAUAUGCAACUCUUCCGUGGAUGUAUCUGAUGUCCAGAAUCUUCUCCAGCUCAGACGUGGCUUUCAUCUCCUAUGUCUCAUUAAACUUCAUCUUUGGCCUCUGCACCAUGCUCAUGACCACCAUGCCCCGGCUACUGGCCAUCAUCUCCAAAGCUAAGAAUUUACAGAACAUCUAUGGUGUCCUCAAGUGGGCGUUUACUAUUUUUCCUCAAUUCUGCCUGGGCCAAGGACUGAUAGAACUCUGUUAUAAUCAGAUCAAAUACGACCUGACACACAACUUCGGCAUUGAUUCCUAUGUGAGUCCCUUUGAGAUGAAGUUCCUGGGUUGGAUCUUCGUAGAAUUGGCCUUGCAGGGCACAGUUCUUCUCCUUUUGAGGAUUCUGCUGCACUGGGAUCUUCUGCAGUGGUCAAGGUGUGUUCUGAAGGGCUCCUCCUUGAAUAGCACUGGCUCUUGUAAAGACCAUUGUGAAUUCCUUAAAAUUGGAUCUAAAUCAUCACCGUUAUGCUUUGGGCUUCUCGGGGUGAACGGAGCCGGGAAGAGCACGACCUUCAAAAUGCUGAAUGGGGAAGUGCCAGCGACGUCAGGACAUGCUGUGGUCAGGACGCCCACGGGAGCUGACGUCGACCUGUCUUCUGCUGGCGCGGCGGGCGUGCUCAUUGGCUACUGUCCACAGCAGGAUGCUCUGGACGAGCUUCUGACCGGUUGGGAACACCUUCAUUAUUACUGCAGCCUACGUGGGAUUCCAAAGCAGCACAUCCCUGAGGUUGCCGGAGACCUCGUGAGGCGCUUACACCUCGAAGCCCACGCGAAUAAGCCUGUGGCCACCUACAGUGGGGGAACCAAGCGGAAACUCUCCACAGCGCUGGCCCUCGUGGGGAAACCUGACAUUCUUUUAUUGGAUGAGCCAAGCUCUGGGAUGGAUCCCUGCUCUAAGCGGUACCUGUGGCAAACAAUAGUGAAGGAGGUUCGGGAAGGCUGUGCUGCAGUGCUGACCUCACACAGGUUUGGUGAUGGUUAUACAGUCAAAGUUUGGCUCUGCAAGGAAACCAAUCAACACAGCCCUGUUUCUGACUGCCUGAAGCUCUAUUUCCCAGGAAUCCAGUUUAAGGGACAGCACCUUAAUUUAUUGGAAUAUCAUGUGCCAAAAAGAUGGGGAUGCUUAGCCGACUUGUUCAAAGUUCUAGAGAACAAUAAGACCUUCUUGAACAUCAAGCAUUACUCCAUUAACCAAACCACUCUGGAACAGAUAUUUAUUAAUUUUGCUAAUGAGCAGCAGCAAUCUCCACAGCCUACUCUUAUUCCAUCCACUGUUUAUCAACACCCACAUCACCUGCCCAUCUAA
Molecule: messenger RNA, 14835 nt
Organism: Propithecus coquereli (Coquerel's sifaka)
Lineage: Eukaryota; Metazoa; Chordata; Mammalia; Primates; Indriidae
Gene: ABCA13
Product: ATP-binding cassette, sub-family A (ABC1), member 13
Biological process (GO): lipid transport; transmembrane transport
Cellular component (GO): membrane; intracellular membrane-bounded organelle
Molecular function (GO): ATP hydrolysis activity; ATP binding; lipid carrier activity
Source: RefSeq, a predicted model, not a curated record